This is a messenger RNA of Aaosphaeria arxii CBS 175.79, 1744 nucleotides long. Its product is annotated as cytochrome P450. Gene Ontology annotation, molecular function: oxidoreductase activity, acting on paired donors, with incorporation or reduction of molecular oxygen; iron ion binding; heme binding. The record is from RefSeq and is a predicted model, not a curated record. NCBI's taxonomy places the organism in Eukaryota, Fungi, Ascomycota, Dothideomycetes, Pleosporales. The transcript is spliced from 5 exons. Bases 1 to 1707 code for a protein of 568 amino acids.
AUGCAGUCGUUGGUCGACACUGGGUUAGCAACGAGUGCCCCGCUCGUUGCUGGUGCAGCAGCCUACAUUCUCUAUUUCCAUCGUGGUGAACAUCAUUUCAACCCCUAUGGUAUCAUUCAAGUCCAUUUCGUAUUGGCCGCGAGCGUCGCUGCUGUCCUUAUUCAUUACUUCGAUACCCCCACUGCAGCCGCCUUGAAAACCACUGCAUCUUGCGCCGGGCUGUACUUGACAUCGCUCACAACAUGCACGUUUGCAUACCGUCUCUUCCUCAACCCUCUCAACAAAUUCCCUGGUCCCAUCUCGGCGCGUCUUAGCAAAUUCUCCCACGUCUACCAAAAUCGGAAACUGAAAUCGCACCACGAACUGCAGAAGCUGCACCAGAAACAUGGAAAGUUCGUUCGAAUUGGUCCUAAUGACAUCAGUGUCACCGAUCCCGACGCAGCCAAAGUCAUUUCAGGCACCAACUCCAAGUGCUACAAGGCGACCUGGUAUGACAAUGACGCACCUCUGACCAGCAUGCAUACGAGCAGGAGCAAGGCCCAACACGAUGCCAGAAGGAAGGUCUGGGCAAGCGCCUUCAGCCCGGCAACGUUGAAGGGAUACGAGACGAGGAUACAGAAGUAUAACGACGAGUUGCUCGCAGGUCUGAGCAACUCUCGGUAUGCAAUCGAGGGUGAUUCGGAGCAGGCUAUCAAUGCCAGUGAGACGUUCCAUUGGUACAGCUUUGAUGUUAUGGGUGAUUUGGCAUUUGGAAAGAGCUUCGGAAUGUUGGAAUCGGCCAAGACGCAUUGGGCUAUCGAGCUCCUAGGUGACGGCAUGAAGCCUGCGGGCUUGGGUUUGCCAGCUUGGUUCUUCCGAUUCAUUAUCAAGAUCCCCGGUGCUGCUAAAGAUUAUUGGCGGUUUAUCUCCUUUUGCAAUACCCAAAUUGCAAAGCGUAUGGACGAACAGUCUAGUCUAAAUGCGAAGUCUCGAAAUCUUGAGAAAGGGGAAUCAAACAACAGGGAUAUUACACACAAGCUUAUCGAGCACUUCGAAGGGAUGACACCUGACGCACAGAAGAAAGCUCUACCCAUGCUUCAGGGCGACAGCCGAUUGAUCAUUGUUGCUGGCAGUGACACUACUGCAGCAACUUUGACAUACCUAUCCUACUAUCUCGCGCGAGACCCUGAAUUGGUCAGGAGACUGAGAGACGAGAUCAAGAGAUGUCUGGGAAAUGAAAACGCAGAGGUCGAACACCAAAAGAUCGUGGAUUCUGAGCUUCUGAAUGGCUGCAUCUACGAAGCAUUGAGGCUUAAUCCGCCUGUUCCGUCAGGUAUCUUUCGAAAGACGCCAAAAGAAGGAGUAUUCGUCGGAGAAACGUUCAUCCCAGGCGACACGACGAUCCAAAUGCCGUGGUUUGUCAUGGGUCAUGAUGAGGACUGCUACGUCGAUGCAGAAACAUUCAUGCCCGAGCGAUGGUUCGCGAAAAACGUAGACAGGAUGGUGAAGCACAGGGAUGCCUGGCAACCAUUCAACAGCGGUCCCUACGGCUGCAUAGGGAAGAAUCUUGCUUUGAUGCAGAUCCGCGUCUUGGUAGUGCAAAUACUUCAACGAUUCGACAUCAAGCUGGCACGUGGCGAGAAUGGCCAUAAUUUGAUUGAGAACAGCACUGAUCAUUUCACCGUUGCAUUGGCUCCAUUGCGACUGGUCUUCACAGAGAGAGCUUGAAUGAAGUGCAAUCAUGAAGGAUAAUAUCUCAUGGAAG